AUGUCAACUAUUAAUGUAUUAAGAUAUUCUGUAUUAGGUUUAGGUAUUGUUUAUGGUGCUUUUCAUAGAUAUUCUUUAGAAUCUUCUUACGAGAAACAAGAAUUUCAAAAAAGAUGGGCUAAUGAAGAAAAAUUAAUUAGACAAGCUAAAAAAGAAUAUUCAAGAAUUAAUGCUCCUCCAAAAGCAAAAGAUGAUAAUAAAUCUGGUUCAAUUAAUUGGGAAGAUCCAAAUUUAGAUAUUGGAAAAGCUUUAGAAUCAAUAAUUGCAAAAUUAGAUUAA
Molecule: messenger RNA, 279 nt
Organism: Insectozyma verbasci
Lineage: Eukaryota; Fungi; Ascomycota; Pichiomycetes; Serinales; Debaryomycetaceae
Source: the annotation of a GenBank genome assembly